UGGUGGUUCCCUUCUUACCAUCAUGGACCAGACAGCUGCCAAAAAGAUUCUUCAAGAACUGGUGAAGCGGGAAGAUCUUGGGAAUCGGGCGUGUGUGGACUGUGGGAGUCCUAACCCGCAGUGGGCGUCUCUGAGCUUUGCGGUGUUCAUGUGUCUGCAGUGUGCGGGGAUGCAUCGUGGGUUUGGGGUGCAUAUAACGUUUGUCCGGUCGUUGUCGAUGGAUACGUGGCAGGAUGACCAGGUGAAGCGUAUGCAACUCGGUGGGAAUGCCCGGUUUCGUGAAUUCAUGCGGGCGUAUACGCCGGUUGAGCAGGGCGGGUAUACUGAUUCGUUGAGUGUGCAUGAUACGUAUCAUUGUUGGGCUGCCAGUCAGUAUAAGCAAAAGCUUGAUUACGAGUUGAUGGACAAGGAAUGGUCGCCCUCGGCUCCGCCUGAACCUGCUUCGCCUGCAUUGCGUAAAUCUCGGAGAGGAGCGUCGUCUUCGCCCGCACCGUCGUCGCGUUUCGCAGAGUCCACCCCGCCCAGAGAGACGCCCUCGCCUGCCCUUAACCAGAAAGAGGCAAACGAGAGCUACUUUAAUUCCCUCGGACAGAUGAAUGCCAGCCGUCCUGACCACCUCCCUCCAUCCCAAGGCGGACGCUACCAAGGCUUUGGGAGCACGCCCACCCCAUCGCAGAGUGGAUCCUCCACCACCAUCCAAGAUAACCCCAUGGCUGCACUCAGUAAAGGCUGGUCGUUCCUCUCCGCUGCAGUCGUAGGCGCGUCCAAAGUCGUCAACGAAAAUGUCAUCCAACCGGGCAUGGAAAAGGUGUCGGAUCCUGAGCUUCAAAAGAACGUCAAGGGUUACUUGGAGGGUGCAAAGAAGGGCGCGGUGAGUGUUGGGAGUACUGCGAAUGCUUGGGGGAAGAAUCAGUUUGGAGUCGAUGUCGCAGGAAGUGUCGGCGAGGUUGUGGGCAAGUUGGGUGGUGGGCCGUCGAGGGAAGGGUAUGGGGCUGUGCCGACUGGGUGGGAGGGCGAGAGGAGGUCCUUGUAUGCAGACGAGGACGAUGACUUUUUCGAGCACAAUACCAAAGCCCCGACGCCUCCUCCAAAGAAGCCUGGCGAUGGAUGGGAUGACGACUGGAAGGAUUUUUAGAUUAUUAUUAGAUUCACCU
This is a messenger RNA of Desarmillaria tabescens, 1154 nucleotides long. Its product is annotated as ArfGap-domain-containing protein. Gene Ontology annotation, cellular component: Golgi membrane. Bases 23 to 1135 code for a protein of 370 amino acids. Gene Ontology annotation, molecular function: GTPase activator activity. Lineage: Eukaryota; Fungi; Basidiomycota; Agaricomycetes; Agaricales; Physalacriaceae. Gene Ontology annotation, biological process: regulation of ARF protein signal transduction; regulation of endocytosis. The record is from RefSeq and is a predicted model, not a curated record. The transcript is spliced from 5 exons.